Purpureocillium lilacinum is the source of this 474-nucleotide messenger RNA. RefSeq lists its product as uncharacterized. Lineage: Eukaryota; Fungi; Ascomycota; Sordariomycetes; Hypocreales; Ophiocordycipitaceae. Gene Ontology annotation, cellular component: membrane. The record is from RefSeq and is a predicted model, not a curated record.
AUGAGUUCCGCCCUCGGCCUCGACGCCUCCAAGAACGUUUCGCUGUUGACGAUCCCCGUCGUCUUCAUCGCGACGUGUCUCGCUCCCCACGCCUAUGCCGUCUCCGCCGCAGGCAAGACGUACGACAUAAGCAACCCGCGCUUCUUCCUGCCGACCGUCGCCAAGGAUGAGUCGCUCGACAAGACGCUGAGGCAGCGCAUCAUCCGCGCCGAGGGCGCCUCGCAAAACGGCUUCGAGAACCUCGGCCUCUUCGCCAGCGGCGUCGUCGCCGCCAACGUCGCCGGCGUCGCCCCCGCCGAGGUCAGCGCCCUCUCCGUCGGCUACCUGCUCGCCCGCCUCGCCUACGUCUUCACCUACGUCCACCUCGGCGCCAACCGCAGGCUCGCCCCCGUCCGCUCCCUCGUCUACAUGGCCUCGACCGGCCUGUUGCUGGCCAUCUGGGUCCGCGCCGGCUUCAGCCUGAUGCUGCAGUGA